GCACAUCGUGGAUUCUACGGAUUCAAAUCCAUCUACAGCAGACCUGUGAGCAAUGUGACAGUUACUCUAUCCAGUCUACCAGGCGAUGGGAUGGCGUUUGUGUGGCUGCAAGCCAAACCCAACGAAGCAAAUGGACUAGUGGAAAUCUUUUGCGGCCAAAGUCUCCAGGACCUUCUAGAUCGCAUACGCCAUCAGUUUGAGUCAAGGCAUCGAGAGGAAACGAAGAAACAAGCAGACGAUGAUGACAUCAGCAAGAUCGAGGAUGAAGAAGAGAACAACAAUAACACAAGCACUCUGCCAGCUGCACAUAGCACACAGACCCUCAAUUCUGAUCUAGCUGCUAUCGUCGGUGGCAUUGUUGUUGCUGGUUUUAUCCUCAUCGCCGCCGUCAUCAUAGCUCUUGCCCUGCACUGUAGACGCAUGAGGCGAGAGAAACUUGCUGCUAAACCUCUGGAGAUGUACCCGGCUGUGAACUCUGAACCCUUGGACUUGGCCUCCUAUUGCCGGUAUGACUACGACGACGAUCACCUCUGCUCUAUAAAUAGAUCACCCAAAAAGAUGGCGGCGCUGGCGGACGAGGAGGACAGAGAACAUCGACGUCAUCUACAAGGUCACUCUGACGAUGACUCCGACCCGGCCGCUGCUCACUUGCGUCCUAACGGCUUCGUCACCGUGGCAACCACGGAAGAUUACCACCUCCACCGGGACCCCACGCCCAGCCCACCCUUCCCUGCAGGCCUGUCCACCCCUCCCCCGUCAGCCCAGAACCAACCGCUACUGUCAGCCGGCGGGAAGACGUACAGAGAAGUGCACUACCCGGGGGACCUGUCUCUGAGGUUUGUCAAGCCCAUCGUCAAAGAGGACCCGAACCAAGGCGAUGGAGGUCAAAACACGAACACUAUGAAUACUAACGGAGUGUACAGCUACAACUACAACCCCUACCCACCCCCACCGCCCCCUGUCGGCUUCGAACACCAGGGGCACACCACCCUUCCCGCCAACAGGAAAGCUGUGCUCAUCAACACUGGACCGAAAAGCCCCUUGGGAAAACGCAGCAAAAGCGUGACCUUCUCGCAGCCCGUGGCCAUGGUAACGCCCUUGAACUCCGAGUCAGAGGAGUCGAUGGAAAGUGGAAGUUUGAAGCAGCAGCAGCCUCCGCUCAAGCAGCAGCAUUAUGACGACGAGGAAGAGCCGAAUUACGACAAUCUGAACCAACUGGACAUCCCUGACAGUCCCGUGAUGCCCGGGAAACCGGAGCUAAUUAAAAUCCCACGUUGGGACAAGGAAUACAGAGAAGAAAGUCCUAUGAGGCCGCUAUCCACUUUCCAGAACAGCCCGAGCCCACCACCUCACGAGGUCAAGGUCAUUAUCGCUCCGCCUCCAACUGACCUGAACCUUCAGCCACAGCUCGACGACCACAAGUCUGGUUCUGCGCCGCCAUUUUGGUCACCAACGAAGCAAACGGGAAAACCGAUGGUCAUGCCUAAACCUCAGAAAGCACAUCUUUAUGAGACAGGGGUUUAAGUGCUACGAAGAACCGACAUGCCAUCCCUUGAUCUUCUUCCGUGACCUCGUCAAAAAAGGCGAACCCGGGUUGUCUUUUCGUUUGAAGGUUCCCUUUGAAGGACUCGCCCAAACAAGGCGGACAUAGGGUUGUCUUGUUGUAUGAACGAUCACUUUGAAGGACUCGCCAAACCUAUUUGAGGGAUUGUAAUGCGUGCAUACCCUCAAAAAGCGAUACACAGAAUAUAGAGGCAUAACUGCAAUGUUUUCGAACAUACAUAACUAUUUUGUGACUUAUAUCGCUCUGUACAUCUUAAGAAACUAACCAGCUGCCAACAACAACAGUCGUAUGACAUCAACAAUAACGGUAUCGUAGUAGUAGUAGUAGUAGUAGUAGUAGUAGUAGUAGUAGUAGUAGUAGUAGUAGUAGUAGUAGUAGUAGU
Molecule: messenger RNA, 1946 nt
Organism: Aplysia californica (California sea hare)
Lineage: Eukaryota; Metazoa; Mollusca; Gastropoda; Aplysiida; Aplysiidae
Exons: 5
Coding region: 91-1524 (477 amino acids)
Source: RefSeq, a predicted model, not a curated record